AUUAAACGAAUAUUCCCUCCUCAGCUUCCCAGCAACAGAAAAGGCCAUUCUGCGAUCUAAAAGUUGAAAUCUUUACUGGAGCUUUUUACUGCUUUGAGGUUUCUGGCGAUGGAGAGCUCAGGGGAGAAGGUGACAGCCGUGAUCAUGGUCGGCGGGCCUACCAAAGGGACUAGGUUUAGGCCUCUGUCGUUCAACACCCCAAAGCCCCUCUUCCCUUUGGCUGGGCAGCCUAUGGUUCAGCAUCCCAUUUUUGCUUGCAGAAGGAUUCCCAACUUGGCCCAAGUAUUCCUGAUUGGUUUCUACGAUGAGAGGGAAUUUGCCCUAUACGUGUCUUCAAUAUCAAACGAGUUGAAGGUGCCCGUGAGAUACUUGAAAGAGGAUAAACCUUACGGUUCAGCCGGUGGCCUCUACUACUUUAGAGAUCUAAUAAUGGAAGAUAACCCGACUGAUAUCUUUCUGUUGAAUUGUGACGUGUGCUGCAACUUUCCUCUCCUAGAAAUGCUCGAAGCUCACAAGAGAUAUGGUGGGAUGGGAACAAUGCUAGUGGUUAAGGUCUCCGCAGAAUCAGCCAACGAGUUUGGGGAGUUGGUUGCUGAUCCAGUCACCAAUGAGCUUUUGCAUUACACAGAGAAACCUGAGACCUUUGUAAGUGACCUGAUAAACUGCGGUGUAUAUGUUUUUACUCCUGAAAUUUUUACUGCCAUUCAUGAAGUAAUGAUUCACCGGGAGGACAGAGCCAAUCCGCACCGGCUACCAAGCAUUGAUGCCCUUGGACAUUUGACAAUUAGAGCCAACCCACCCAGAGAUUUUGUCAGAUUGGACCAGGACAUUCUAUCACCUCUUGCAGGAAAGAAGCAGCUGUACACUUACGAGACGAUGGAUUUCUGGGAACAGAUCAAAACUCCUGGAAUGUCGUUGAAAUGCUCUGCUCUCUAUCUCGCUCAGUUCCGCCAUACUUCUCCUUAUGUUCUCGCUUGUGGAGAUGGUGCCAAGAGUGCCAAGAUUGUCGGCGAUGUUUAUAUUCAUCCAUCUGCAAAAGUGCAUCCCACUGCAAAGAUUGGUCCCAAUGUCUCCGUCUCAGCAAAUGUUCGUGUAGGAGCAGGUGUGAGACUUAUUAGUUGUAUUAUUUUGGAUGGUGUAGAACUACAGGAAAAUGCGGUAGUUAUGGACUCGAUCAUUGGUUGGAAAUCAUCUCUGGGGAAGUGGGCCCGGGUCCAGGGUGAUGGGGAUUACAACUCUAAGCUCGGAAUAACUAUUCUCGGUGAAGCUGUGACGGUGGAAGAUGAAGUCGUGGUUGUCAACAGCAUUGUCCUGCCAAACAAGACCCUUAAUGUCAGUGUGCAGGAUGAGAUCAUCUUGUAACAAAAAUGAGAUUUUCAAAGGCUCCCUUUUCUAAUUUACUGCGUGAGUGCAUUAAUUUGAGAACAGAGAAAAUGCGCCGGAAGACGAAACAGGAGGGAACUGAUUUCAUCGGCGUGGUGAAUGAUUCAGCUUGUUGAACAGAGUAUAAUUGGAAUAGAAGGAAAAAUACGUGAUUUUUGGCUUGCUUUCAUGAGUGACUUUCUAAACUGAGCCAGUUUUGGGCGUAAGAUGAAGUUCGAAUCUAUUCGAUGUUCUUUGCUAAUCGAGAAAUGCACGGCAUAUAUUCAAUUGUCAGCAAA
Molecule: messenger RNA, 1661 nt
Organism: Punica granatum (pomegranate)
Lineage: Eukaryota; Viridiplantae; Streptophyta; Magnoliopsida; Myrtales; Lythraceae
Source: RefSeq, a predicted model, not a curated record